AUGGCGCCUCAUAAGACAGGAAAUCCCACUAUUGUACCCAUAGCCCCCAUAGCCUCCAUAACCAAAAAAGACAAGGAGGCCAUCGCUGUUAUAGGUUAUUCAUUUACUUUCCCUCAAGAUGCAGCGACAUCUGAUGAGUUUUGGAGAAUCCUGGUGGAGAAACGAAGCACUGCAACAUUAAUUCCUAAGGAAAGAAUGAAUGUAGAUUCAAUGUAUCACCCUGAUGUGCAGAGGCGAGGAACGUUUCCCGUCAAGCGAGGUCACUUUAUCAAAGGCGAUCUUGCUGGCUUUGACGCACCAUUCUUUGCAACAUCAAAAACAGACGCGAGUAGCAUGGAUCCACAGCAACGAUACUUGCUUGAAUCUACAUACAAAGCGCUAGAAAAUGCGGGCCUCCCCCUGGAAAACGUAUUUGGUACCAAAACAUCCGUGUAUUCCGGUAGUUUUUCAACAGAUUGGCAACAAUUACAAUGCAAAGAUCCGGAUGAAUUCCAAACAACAACUGCUCUUGGUGUGCAGCCAUGCUUUAACGCGAAUCGAGUCAGCUGGUUCUUCAAUUUCACUGGUAACAGCGCAAAUAUCGACACCGCAUGUUCAAGUAGUCUUGUUGGUUUAGACAUGAGCCUUCAAGGACUUCAGUCCGGUGAAGCAGAUAUGGGCAUUGUGACUGGGUCUAACAUGAUAAUGUCACCAGACAACAUGCACAGCUUGACAAACCUCAACAUGCUUUCCCCAGAUGGAGAAUGCUACAGCUUUGAUCAUCGUGCCAACGGAUAUAGUAGAGGCGAGGGGGUUGGUGUGCUAGUCCUGAAACGAGUCUCAGAUGCUAUAAGACAUGGGGAUACUAUCCGCGGUAUUAUUCGAAGCACAGGAUGCAACCAAGAUGGGCAUACCUCAAGUAUUACUCUGCCCAGUGCAAUUAUGCAGGAAACACUCAUCCGAGAAACCUACCAAAAGGCCGGGUUGAGUAUGAAGCCGACUCGUUUCUUCGAGGCCCAUGGUACUGGCACAGCUGUUGGGGACCCCAAUGAGUCAAAAGCUUUGGGCUCAGCAUUUAGAAAGUUCCGAAGCUCUCGUGAUCCUCUUUGGGUUGGUGCCGUCAAAAGCAAUAUUGGGCAUCUAGAAGGAGCUAGUGGCAUUGCUGGUGUCAUCAAAGCGCUAUUAGUUCUAGAAAAAGGAGUCAUCCCACCGAACAAUAACUUUGAAAAGGUCAAUCCAAUGAUAGACACUGACUUUUUGAAUAUUCGGUUCCCACGCGAAAGUAUGCCGUGGCCUGUGAAAGGCCUUCGUCGUGCCUCAGUUAAUUCAUUUGGUAAUGCAGGAACCAACUCGCACGUGAUUCUUGAUGAUGUCUACCACUUCUUGAGGGAAAAUGGUCUUUCCGCCAACCACGUCACAGUUGAAUAUCCAGAGCUCGAGACUGGCGACUCCCUUCACAGCAAAAUUCCGCUUGAUACAGAAAUCAGCGAUGCAGAAAUCAGUGAAACACCAAAGCUACUUUUCCUCUCCUCAAAUGACGACGCCGGAGUCCAAAGGCAGGCAAAAGCGUAUUCAGAGUACUUUUCGAAAAUCGACAGCGUGAAUGCAGCAUACCUUGAUAAUCUCUCUUAUACACUCUCAGUUCGACGCACUUCCUUCGACUGGAAGUCUUAUGCAGUGGUGAAUUCUGUCAACGAUUUGCAGAAUAUCGACUCGAUCAUGUCCCCAGCCACAAAAUCAAUCGAGAACCCAGCUGUUGGGCUCAUUUUCACUGGUCAGGGCGCCCAAUGGGCAGGAAUGGGGAAAGAGUUGAUGAAGCUCCCUGUCUUUCGCAACAGUUUAAGAAGGUCAGAGGAGACCCUACUAUCCAUCGGCUGCCAAUGGCUUUUGUGUGAGGAGAUUCUGGAGAAAGAUGGUACUAGAAUUAACUCACCUGAGAUUGCUCAGCCUGGCUGCACUGCUCUUCAAAUCGCCCUUUUGGAACUCCUAUAUUAUUUGGGAGUCACUCCUACUGUCGUUGUGGGUCAUUCCUCUGGAGAAAUCGGGGCAGCCUAUGCCACCGGGGCUAUAUCGGCUGAAUCCGCACUGAGGCUCGCCUACUAUAGAGGCUUACUAUCUACCAAUAUUACAGAGUCUACAUCGGGGGUCAAAGGAGGGAUGAUAUCAGUCGGUCUAUCUGAAGAGACAGUGAAACCUUUUAUCGAAAACAUUACAACUGAAUUUGGUGUUUCUGGCCUGACAGUUGCAUGCAUCAACAGCCCCAAAAAUGUAACCCUCUCCGGUGAUCUUGACCAAGUUGAUGCGAUCAAAAAUGUUCUUGACAAGAAAGGAAUAUUUGCCCGCAAACUGCUUGUGAGCAACGCAUACCACUCACCCCACAUGCUGGCAGCAGCAGAUGCCUAUCGCGAAGCAAUACAGAACCUUAAGCCAGGCCUUGCCACUCCAAAGCCAGUGGCUAUGGUUUCAUCAGUGACGGGAAUGCGAGUUGAGGCAGCCGAUCUCAUCAACCCAGAAUAUUGGAUGAGUAACAUGGUCUCACCUGUACGCUUUCUCGAUGCAAUUGAGACCAUAUUGUCUGUAUCUUCUCAAAGAUUCCGCAGAAAGCUUGACCUUAGUCAUCGAAAAUACUUCAAAAUCGAUAUUCUGGUUGAGGUUGGACCCCAUUCGGCUCUACAGGGUCCAUUAAAUGACACUCUACUCCGGCGAGCGGGGUCAAAAGUGAAAUAUGUUUCCAUGUUGCUUCGAAAUGAGAACGCAAUUAUAACCGCAUUCAAAGCUUUCGGGUUUCUGAAAUGCCUUGGGUACCCAGUGGAUCUUCUCAAAAUUAAUAAACUCAAGCCCCAUUUUGCUGAACAUUAUGUGUCACUAGCAACGUUACCGGAGUAUAUCUUUGAUCACUCUCAAAGAUACUGGGACGAGUCAAAGCUGUGUGCACAAUAUCGACUGGGAGGCCAGGCAAAACUUGCUCUGUUAGGAAGGCCAGUGAACGAUUGGAACCCACUCGAGCCCAGGUGGCGCAAUUUUCUCCGAGUCUCUGAGAUGCCAUGGAUAGAGGAUCAUUCUGUCAAUGGUGUGCUUAUUUAUCCAGGCGCGGGAAUGCUCGCAAUGGCAAUCGAAGCUGCAGCUCAACUCACAGUGGAGGCAGAAGACAUACUUGGAUUUGAUAUAACAGAAGUUUUCUUCAGGAAGCCUCUCAAAAUUUCUUCAGAUGCUAUGGGAGUGGACACAAAUCUAGUCAUUCAUCUACCUCCCGCAUCCAAGCGCCCACUUAACAACAAAGCGGAGUUCCGAGUUUUCUCAUAUCAAGAUGAUGGCUGGCAAGAGAAUUGCUAUGGUUUGAUUCAGGCAAGAUAUCGUGAGGUUCACAAUGAGGUUGAGUGUAGAGACUCGCAGCAUGAGAGGCUGAACUCAUUUCGUCAAACUUCACUCUCAAUGAAAGAAUCAUGUACAACAUCGCUCGAGCCUGGAAAGUUUUACUCAGCGACUCAAGAAAGCGGACUUGGACUUGGACCAUCCUUUCAUCUUGUGACCAAGGGCAGCUUUAACGAAGGACGAGUCUCCGGUACGAUCCAGCCCUUUAUCUGGCCCAAUGAUCAAUUCCCAGAAGCCCAUGUCAUUCACCCCACCACCCUAGAUGCUAUAUUGCAUAUGGGAUUUGCAGCGAUGACAAAAGGUGGAGACGUCACGACAUCUACGAUGAUUCCAACAUUCAUUCGAAGCAUAUUUGUCAGUAAGAAUGGACUUAGCUGUUUUGAUACAUCCGAAAUCAGGCACAAUGCUUGGCUUCAAGAGAAACCUCGAGGUGCCGAUGUCAGCGGCUUUGCUUUAAACGUGGCUGAAGAUUCCCUUCUUGUGCAUUUUGAAGACAUGAGGUUGACUACUGUGGCGGAAAAUAUCGAUGUUGUUUCUGCCAGGGGAUCAGACACCCCACAACCAGCUUACCGUAUUGAAUACAAACCCGACCCGGACUUUCUCGAUUCUGAAAAGCUGAAUAUCCUCUACAAGGGUUGUCAAAACUAUCAAUCAUCGCUGGAGCAUUAUCUCGACCUGCUCGCUCAUAAAAAUGGUGGCCUCCAUAUAUUAGAGAUUGAGCCAGAAAACCUCGAACGCACAGCUCGCUUGAUCCGCACGUUGUCAAUAUUCGACAAAUACACUAGUAAAAUUGUGCACCGAAAAUACUCAUCUUUCUGCCUUGGGACUAGAGACGGUGAGUUAGUGAAUGGGGACAAGCAAGAAUUUCCGAGUGACGAAAUUACUACCGUCGCGCCUCUCGACAUCGGCAGGGAUCCAGGUGAACAGGGGGUCGACGGCCCCUUUGAUGUUAUUCUGGCUCCCCAUGCAGUUCAAUUCAGCGAGGAUGCCCUGUUGAACAUCAAAAAAAUCAUCUCGCCGUAUGGAAAAUUGGUUCUACUUGACAAAAUAGACCAGGACUAUCAUGUUACGGAACAACCGAGGAGUACCAUCACGGAGUGCGGCUUCGCGUCCGCAAACCUAUCCCUUGCUCUGCCAACUGUUGCGCAAAUUUACACAAAUGUUGGCAAUUCAGAACUCACAAGUACAGCGAAAAAUUUGUUUUUUGUGCUGGACUCAGAUUCGGCAUUACAAAAACAAACCUUUCAUACACUGGCAGCUCUCUGGAAGUAUACGAGCUCGGAAAACGUCAGCUCUGGAAGUUUGCAAGAUGCGUUGGCUCUUAACAAUGCGGAGAAAACGAUAUUUAUCGUUUUAUUCGAACUGGACCAUCCCUUUAUUCACUCACUGGAGGAACAUGCUUUCCAGUUAGUCAGACAGCUUUUACAGACAUCUCGAGAUGUUCUUUGGGUGACCUCUGAUGGGGAAUCCGUCCCCGGAAACCCAGAAUAUGCAAUUAUUCAGGGGUUGACGCGUGUUCUUCGCAACGAGUAUUCUUACUUGAACAUUACUGUUGCUACGCUCAAAAUUCGGGAGAGAAUUUCCGAACCACAGGAAAAACAUUUGACUCAACUUUUCGUCGACAGGCAUCUUGAUCCAAAACCAUGGAUCCUAGAUACAGAGUUCCGCGAGAUAGAGGAUUGUUUGCAGAUUGCUCGUGUUGCCCAGGAUACACAGCUAAGCCAUGACCUAUACAAGAGGGCCAAACCACAGGCCUCAUGUAGAGCUCUGAUUCGAGAUCUCCCUCCUUUGUCUCUCGCUUGCCAGUCCUUUGGCAACAUUGACACUCUGCACUUUGCAGAAGACAAGACUUCUUCUUUGCCUCUAACCAAUCACGAAGUGGAGAUUCAGACUCAAGCUAUUGGUGUUAGCAACAGAGAUAACCUUAUUGUGCAAGGAAAAGAACAAGAUGUUCCAUUAGGGCUCGAGUGUGCUGGAAUAGUUACCAGGGUGGGUACUGAUACGACAUUCCAACCUGGUGAUAGGGUCAUGUUGGCCGCGUCCGGAUCAUUCAAAACACUUGUCCGUGGAGAAAUAGCAGUUCGAAUCCCAGAAAACAUAUCUCUGUCUACCGCAGCAGCAAUUCCCGCGGACUUUGGAUCAGCAUGGGCAAUCUUACAUCGAAUUGCCGGACUAGAAGAAGGUGAAUCCGUUCUGAUUCAUUCUGCAGCCAAUGGCACAGGGCAGGCGGCAAUCCAGAUUGCGCAGCUAUUGGGCGCACAGAUUUUUGCGACCGUAGCAUCCACUGAAGAGAAGGCUCUCUUAAUGGACAAUUAUAGUCUCCCAGAAGAGCACAUCUUUUACAGCCGUGGUCACGGCUUCGUGACUGGAGUUUUGGGUAUCACGAAUGGACACGGUGUCGAUGUCAUUAUAAAUUCACUUGCUGAUGAUGGGUUCGUGGCGUCGUGGAAAUGUAUCGCAUCGCAUGGCCGUUUCAUUGAGACUGGAAUACAAAGCAACGCGUCAAAUGGGUUGAUUCCAUCGUUCGGUAUCAAGAAGAACGUGACUUUCAUUGUGUUCAAUGUCCAUCACACUGUCACAGAGCGUCCAGCUGUUUUCCGUCGAGACCUUGAAAAAGUCAUGGGCUUGUUUGCGCAAAGAAAGCUUCACUCUAACCCUAAUAUACGCACUUGCGAUAUCUCAAAGGUCAAGGAUGUCUUUGAAAAAGUUCAAAAAGGCAACGACAGUGAUAAACAUGUGCUCAGUGUUUCCUCCGAGUCCGAAGUUCAGGCAAUUAUCGACAACAGACCGAGCUUCCGAAUGAAGAACUAUGAAACAUUUGUCAUAGCAGGCGGUCUUGGAGGAAUUGGCCGCGCGUCGGCUCGGUGGAUGGCUGCCCGUGGUGCAAGGAAUCUGGUCUUGCUCUCCCGUCUCGGCCCUCGCAAUGAGUCCGGUAUCCAGCUAAUAGAAGAGCUCAAGACUAUGGGAGUUCGUGUUGAGACUCCUGCUUGUGAUAUCACUGAUAUUCAUGCGAUGCGUGUUGUCUUCGAGAAGUUAACAGCAGGAAUGCCACCAAUUAAAGGUGUUAUCCAAGCAUCAAUUGUUGCAAGAGACUGUCUUUUCGAUGAUUUGAAGUUUCCCGAUUGGAAGGUAGCGAUGGAGUGCAAAACUGUUGGCUCAUGGAAUCUCCACACAGUCUUACCUAAGGGCAUGGACUUCUUUAUUCUUUUGGCAUCCGCAUCCGGUCUUGCAGGCAUCAAAGGUCAAGCAAACUAUAACGCAGGAAAUGUGUAUGAAGAUGCGAUGGCCCGUUAUCGGGUUUCUAUUGGAGAGAAAGCUGUUUCCUUCGACCUAGGUGCUAUGGCAGACGACGGAAUCUUGGCUGAAGACAAAGAACUUCUCAGUCGUGUCCAUGGCUACGGUACAUUGGAUGUUAUCAGAAGGGAGACAUAUCACGGGCUUUUGGACUACUAUUGUAACCCUGAGCUUCCUAUUUUAGCUCCUGAUGAGGCACAGAUAGCCUUUGGUCUAGGAACUGGUGGUGGCGAUGCACUUGAGAGUUUGGACUACUCCCGACAGCCAAUUCUGCAACCGCUCUUCCUGGAGGGCGAGAGAAAAACGGCAAAAACAGCGGCUGGCAACGAAACCGGCGCAAAGAGCCGAGAUCAAUUUGCAGCAUCGGAGUCACUUGAAAAUGCGGCAAAUAUAUUUGCUGAGGCCGCUAUUGAGAAGCUUGGAAAAUCCCUGGCUGUGAUGCAAGAUGGGGCAUCUGUUGAUCACCACAAACCUUUGCAAGGGUAUGGAGUUGACUCUCUACUUGCUAUUGAGCUUCGCAAUUGGAUCUUUAAGGAUUUCAAUGCGGAUGUGGCCGUUUUUGAGGUUCAAGGAUCCUCAACACUUGGAACACUCAGUAUGUUGGUUGCGGGAAGAAGUACCAUUCAACACGAAAAAUGGUCGAUAAUGGAGUAG
Penicillium angulare is the source of this 7299-nucleotide messenger RNA. RefSeq names its product type I polyketide synthase. The record is from RefSeq and is a predicted model, not a curated record. The transcript has 8 exons. Gene Ontology annotation, biological process: secondary metabolite biosynthetic process; fatty acid biosynthetic process. Gene Ontology annotation, molecular function: fatty acid synthase activity; oxidoreductase activity; phosphopantetheine binding. Bases 1 to 7299 code for a protein of 2432 amino acids. NCBI's taxonomy places the organism in Eukaryota, Fungi, Ascomycota, Eurotiomycetes, Eurotiales, Aspergillaceae.